AUGACGUCUCCUCUGUUGAUCGUCAGUUCGCCUGUUGGUUCACUUGCUCCUGCAAUGGGGCGUCAGACGUUUUCUAUUUGGAUUUUUCUCUUGGCUAUGCUUCGGGCUUCUGAGGUGCCAACUGGUGUGCAUCCGUCAAGUGAGAAUACUGUCUUUGCUCAUGUACUGUUAGAUAGCGUCUUUUAUGAACCCUUCAAACCGUUUACUUGCUUGGAUAAGUCUGCAACCAUACCUUGGGAUAGAGUGAACGAUGAUUAUUGCGAUUGCCUUGAUGGGUCUGAUGAGCCCGGUACAUCUGCAUGCCCUGAUAUGGAGUUCUACUGUCCGAAUGUCGACCACGAAGGUGUCUUCAUCCAUUCAAGUUUCGUUAAUGAUAUGGUAUGUGGGAUAUUAGCCAACCUUAUUAUUGCUGCUCUCCUUCAUAAACGUUACGCCUUGAUGCAAUCUAGGGCAUUAGCUAAGGAAAGGGAAGAACAGGUUCAGAAAAGGCGCAAAGAAAUCGAAAGUGGUCAUCAAAUCUACCAAGAGUACGUUACAAGGAAGGCUGUUGAACUCGCAGAGGAAGCCAAACGCCAGGCCGAAGAGGCCGAAAAGCGCGCUCUGGAAGAGGCCGAGAAACAGAUGCUAAAUAAGUCUGCAGACUCGGAGUCUGAUAUUGAGAUGCCUCCACUAGAAGGAGGAAAGACGGAACACAUCGAGGAGCCCAGUGCAGCGCAAGCCAAUGAGGACUUCAUAGAAGAUGGUGAUCAUGAGGUCGAAGAGGACAAACAGGAUGAUGAAUGGAAAAUAGCGAAAGGUGUUGAGGAGGGAGCUUCCUUACCGAGUGGUAAGUUGCCUUUUGCUGAGUACAAAACCCAAAUUCGAGGUGGUGGACCCCCAUAUGUCUUGCCAGUUGGGUAUUGA
Hydatigera taeniaeformis is the source of this 903-nucleotide messenger RNA. The record is from the annotation of a GenBank genome assembly. Lineage: Eukaryota; Metazoa; Platyhelminthes; Cestoda; Cyclophyllidea; Taeniidae.